Kluyveromyces lactis is the source of this 2304-nucleotide messenger RNA. It is a transcript of the gene SCY1, whose product is annotated as Scy1p. Gene Ontology annotation, molecular function: ATP binding; protein kinase activity. Lineage: Eukaryota; Fungi; Ascomycota; Saccharomycetes; Saccharomycetales; Saccharomycetaceae. Gene Ontology annotation, biological process: protein phosphorylation. The record is from RefSeq and is a predicted model, not a curated record. Bases 1 to 2304 code for a protein of 767 amino acids. The transcript has a single exon.
AUGUUCUGGGGGUCGAAAAGUGGGAUAAGUUCCAAGUACUCAUAUUCUAAUACACCGACAUUCACGGCUGAACCAUGGUCUGUUUAUACUGGGAAACCGAAAUCAUCUAGCAGUAGUAAUAGUGGUGGGCCCAUUGAUAAAGUUUCAGUUUUCAUUUUUGAUAAGAAACAAUUUGAGAGCUACUUGUUGCAUUAUGGGAUUAUCAAAUCUAAAAAUUCAUCUCAUGACAAAUUAUUUCUUAACGAUGCGUAUACCGUGUUAAGGAAUCAAGUUAACAAUUUGGCUAAAUUCAAGCACCCAAAUAUUUUGCAACUAAUUGAACCAUUGGAGGAGCAUUCGAAGAAUUUUCUUUUCGUGACAGAAUAUGUUUCUGGUAGUUUAUUCAACCUUUUCCAAGAGCAAGAUUCAGUGACUUCAACAUUCGGAGAAGAACUUUUACAGUCUAAUGAUACCAAUAAUUUGACCAUUCAAAGAGGUAUAUUGCAGGUGUGUCAGGCGUUGGAUUUCAUUCAUAAUAAAACUUCAUCUGUUCAUCUUGAUAUCCAACCCAGAUCAGUUUUCGUUAACGAAAACGCGGAUUGGAAACUAUCUGGCCUUGGGCAUUUAAUCAAAUUACCUGAGGGUACCAAUGUCGGAGAUUUUACGAUACCACAAUACGAUCCAAGGGUACCGACGUUUUUGCAGAUUGAUUUAAAUUUUGCAGCUCCAGAGCUUGUAAUGGAAGACACCUUUUCAGCAAGAAGUGAUUAUUUCUCAUUGGGUCUUUUGAUAUAUUAUUUGUACUAUGGAAAAUCGUUGUUCUUGUGUGAGAAUUCAAAACAAAGUUAUAGAGACCAGUUCACGAAAUUCGAAAGAAAAAUUGCUUCCUUGAGUUGGGACGCAGUGUUCCAAAAAGUACCACAGACACUUAGAUUCUGUUUACCUCGUUUAAUGAACCGUGACAUAUAUUCCAGGUAUGAUAAUAUCGUGGAAUUUUUGGACAACGAUUUCUUCAAAGACCCGCUGAUCCAGACUUUAAUCUUCUUGGACGAUCUACCAACGAAGAACAUAGAUGAAAAGACAAUAUUCUUAACAGGACUUAUAACGCUCUUGCCAAAAUAUCCAGCACAACUUUUACAAAAAAAAUUCUUGCCCAUACUACUGAACAAUUUGGACUUGUUGUGUUCUAUGAAGGAAACUGCUGAUGAAUGUCUUCAAAUCAAUUUGGAAGUGAUAUUGCUCAUCGGUAAGAAUUUGUCUCAAUUGUCAUUCACUGAGAAGAUCACUAACCAUAUCAUAGGCUCCGCAAACGGGAAAGUCAUCUUGGAACACGGUGCCAGUGGACUAAUCAAACACCUUUCCAUCCUACAAAUAAAACUAAAGAAGGACGCAUUUGAUAAAUCAUUAUUGAAACCAUUAUACGAAUAUACAUGCGAAUCGCAAGAAAACCCUAACAUACAAGAGAGCCUACUAAAUCAGUUGCCCAUUGCAUUAGAAACAUUCGAUUUCGCUACGGUAAAGAACUUUCUAUCCCCAUUGAUACAGAAAUUGUUUACAAAGACGACUAGCCUGACUGUGAAAAAUGCAUGCAUAUCUUGCUUCCAAACUAUGAUCCAAUCCAACGCAAUGGAUACCUACAUGAUCCAAGAGACGUUGUUCCCAUUGAUAAAAUCAAUGAAGAGUAGAGACUCACGGAUUCUAAUGAAAUUCCUAGAAUUCUUCCCACAUUUAUACACAGCUAUCCAAGACAAAGAAGAACUCAUCACAGAAUCGUUCAUCCCGCUAAUGUUCGCAUUCUCAAUGGCCCCAACGCUUAAUACCUCGCAAUUCAACUCCUAUUCUAAUUCGUUCAACAACAUUGUAUCACAAAUACAGAAAAGACAUGUACAACAGUUGAAGACGGAACAAUCUAAAUCACAAGAACUGGAAAGUAAAGAUUUCACGAAGAUCAUAGAUACACCAAUCGUUCCUGCACGUACUGACACGGACAACGAAAUAUCGAGAAGUAUCAACGUCCCAGUGAUAAAACCUAAAGCAUCUCCCUCAUAUCAGGCUACAGGAAUACUUACACCAACUACUAAUGAUAAUAGAACCACUACUGGUACUAUAAGAAGCGGCGGUCCUAGUAGAGGCGUACCAAGAUCGAUCAGGUCUCCACCACAGAAACCAGUCAAACCAACCCAACCGAUUACUACAAGUGACAUUCCAGUAUCACUACCACAAAAGUCGCCAUCGGUACCUACCUCAGUACCUGCAUCACCAUCACCAUCAUUAUCUCUACCACCAGGAUUUGGCAUAGCUCUCCAGCCCAAUAAGAAAGCUUGA